Messenger RNA from Vitis vinifera (wine grape), 4303 nucleotides. Its product is annotated as WD repeat-containing protein YMR102C. The record is from RefSeq and is a predicted model, not a curated record. Gene Ontology annotation, molecular function: protein binding. The coding region runs from base 1871 to 3895 and encodes 674 amino acids. The transcript has 8 exons. Lineage: Eukaryota; Viridiplantae; Streptophyta; Magnoliopsida; Vitales; Vitaceae.
UUCUCUCUCUCUCUCUAUUUCUCUUUCUAUAUGUUCUUUCACCUCCAACACACAAACCAAUCUCACCAUCUUUCAACUCUGGCACACCCUCCACUUGUCCGUACGAUUCCACGCUUCUGUUUCUGUUCUCUUCUGUUGCCUCUCUUCCGAAAAAACCCCAAAUGUAAUGUGAAGAUUCUGAGUUUCUUUCUACCUUUGCGUUAAAGAACAAAGCUGGAAUUCGAGUCACGUGAGUUUCUUCUUUUGGUUCUUGAAUCGUAUUAACACUUUUGGAAACCAAAAUAAAUAAGAAAAGAACGAAAGGGAAAAGAGGUAGCUUUGGGUUUCGUUUUGGUGUUUAAUUCUCUGCAAAUUUUCAAAUGGGUAUGAAAGCUCCGUGUGAAUGAGAAUGGAAACAGGGGCAUCAGAGGCAGAGCUCCUUUUAUGGCCAUUGCAAAUGGUAGUUGGGUGGCACACAUGAUACUCGUACAUAUAUGUAUCAUAUGUUGCAAUACACACAAAUGUAUUCAGUUCCAAACUUGGGAAUCCAAAGCCACCCAGAAUCAACCCAAAAAAUGAACCAUCUCUGCUCUGGAUUAUCCGCCAACAGCAAACCCACAAAUCCGGAAAUAUGUAAUUUUGUUGUAAAAAACAAAAAGGACCCAGAUUCAGAAUCAGAGCUGAGCGCUUGGUUAGAGGCUUUAAUGGUGGUGGGAGGACCCCAGUAGACACGUGGUGGUGUUAAUUAAGGGAUUCUGAAACGACAGAUAGCUUUCACUAGGUGAGGCUAUCACUCUCUCUACACUCUGGCAGGAGCAGCUACGCCGUUGUAGGGUACCAUACUAGUAGUAGUAGUAGUCACAGCCUGUAUGGUUCGUUUUCCACUUUAUAUUUCUCGUAAUUCGCCAUUAAUGCGUUUAGAAAAUUGCUUCAGAAAGCGUAUCACUGAGUCUGUACGGUCCCAAUGCACUCCUAUAUAUCUAUGAAACCAUUACUUUAUGCGUUCUGAACCCUCCGCCAAUUGGUGAAAGAUUUUCAGAGAUUAAGUUAAAGAAGUUAUUGAGAUUUUGGAGAAACCAAAAGAGUUUGCAAAAGAAGCACAACACUAGCGUCUUGUUUCCCGGGCCGCGCCGCUCGUGUUUGUCGCUCGUGCGCUGCAAAAUCUUCACCGAAACCCAGAUCUCGAGAGCCCCUACAUUACGGCUUCAGUUGAUGAGGUGUUAGGGGGUGCGCAGCUUUACAAUUCUGCACACCCCUCCUCUUUGUUCUUCUCCAUCACCUUUCCUUUCUCCGCCAUUUUCUCCCUGCAAUGCCAACCCUUCAAUUUAUAGUGGGUUCAAUGCAGAGCACUUGGAGGUGUUGAGGUGUUGUGGCUUUGUUUUUAUAUGUGUUUAUGCGUGAACUUUGACCUUUGGAGGUGUUGCACAAGCCACAAUCAUAGGGGGGUCGGUAAUUGUGUUGAAUUGUGCUGUUGCUUUGCAUUGAAAUCGAGGUACAGUCUUCGAACCUUGAAGCUUUGGUCUCUGUUUCCGGCAUUUGAUUAUUCUGCGAUUUCUGGGUCUUGGGUAUUCUUUUUAUAUCUGUAUUGGGAUCCCAAUUGGAGCUUUAGAAUAUGCCAAGAACGCUAGUCAUUGCUAUUGUCAUGAGAUUAUUGGUUCUUCAUGGUUAGUUCCUCGUUCCCACCCCUGCAUUUGAAAACCCAUUUUUUAUUUCUAUAUUUAGUUUAAUUGCUUGCUGUGGGUGGCGUCUUGUUUUUUGGCUUAUUUAGUGAGUGAAACUCGGUCCGUGAAUUGGGGUUUGGAUGGGAUAUAAAGGGUUCUGAGUGUUGAAUGAUACAUAGGGGUGGUGAUAGGAGAUUGGUUUUUGAUGUGGAAUAUUGGUACUGAAAGACAUGUUGAGGUCUGAUGAGGGAGAAGAUGAUGUGUUCUUUGAUUCUAUGGAUCACCUGUCAUGUGAAGAGUCUGUUCGUGCUAAAGAGGAGUUAGGCUGUGGUAAGUUGGAUUAUGAAAUUUGGAGGAAUGAGCCACGGAGUGUUAGGGAAAGAAGGGAAAGUUUUCUACGCGGAAUGGGGUUUGUUGAAUUUGUUCCUGAGCAUGACAAGCCCUUUGGAGACCCUCCAGAGAUGGUGGAAUUGGGAAGGAUUACAGAAUGCAGCGGAGCAGUCUCGAGUUCUUCGGUUUCAUCGAUUAAUUGUACAGAGGAAAAUUCAGUUUGUAGCGGAAGAGAAGGGGAUGUUGGAGCCAAUUGUAUGGUUGAUGCAUUGAACCAACAGCAGUCAGAGAAACAGAAUAUAGAUUUUGAGGGGGAGACUCGGGGGCUUUUGCCUUCUGCCCAAGAGUUUGAAUGUAAUGAAGGGCAGGCUUGUGUAGAAGGAUGCAAGAAUCUUGGUAUGGAUAAGAAAACAAGGAGUUGGUGGAAACGCUUCAUAAGCAAGAGGAAAGGAAGAGAUGCUGCCUCUGCAUCUCAGGUUUCAAAGCAAACUUCUGAAACACCCAAGAUAAAUCAAAUGAAGGUGAGGCAAAACAAGAAGAGGUGCAUGGAAUUCACUGCACUCUGUAUUGGACAAGAGAUUCAAGCUCACAAGGGCUUCAUCUGGACGAUGAAGUUUAGUCCAGAUGGCCAGUAUCUGGCCAGUGGUGGUGAAGAUGGCGUGGUUCGCAUAUGGUGUGUUACAUCAACAGAUGCCUCUUGCAAAUAUCUUACCACCGAAGGUAAUUUUGGUUGUGAAGUUAAAGACGGCAAGUCCAGUUUUGGGAGGAAAAAGCCAAGUUAUGCUCCAGUUGUUAUCCCUGAUAAGAUUUUUCAGAUUGAGGAGUCGCCACUGCAAGAGUUCCAUGGCCAUGCCAGUGAUGUCUUGGAUCUGGCUUGGUCCAAAUCUAAUUCUCUCCUUUCCUCUUCCAUGGAUAAAACUGUUCGGUUAUGGCAAGUGGGGCAUGACGAAUGUCUUAAUGUUUUCAGACACAAUAACUAUGUGACAUGCAUUCAGUUCAAUCCUGUUGAUGACAAUUAUUUCAUAAGCGGUUCCAUAGAUGGAAAAGUUCGAAUUUGGGGAGUGUCAGAGAGGCGAGUUGUUGAUUGGGCUGAUGUUCGAGAUGUGAUAACGGCUAUAUGUUACCAGCCAGAUGGAAAAGGCUUCAUAGUUGGUUCUGUAACUGGCACUUGCUGCUUUUACAAUGCAUCAGGCAACCAUCUUCAGCUGGAUGCAAAGGUAAACUUCCAUGGUAGAAAGAAAACCUCUGGCAACAAGAUUACUGGCAUACAGUUUUCACAGGAAGAAUCUCAAAAAGUUAUGAUAACUUCUGAAGAUUCCAAGCUUCGGAUUCUUGAUGGGAUUGAUGUUGUCUACAAAUACAAAGGGCUUCGAAAGUCAGGAAGUCAGAUGUCAGCUUCAUUUACUUCAACUGGGAGACAUAUAGUCUCAGUUGGGGAGGACUCUCGUGUGUAUGUGUGGAACUAUGAUGGCUUUUGUUCCCAGUCAUCUAAACAAAUGAAAUCUGUCCAGUCCUGUGAGCAUUUCUUCUUUGAAGGUGUCUCUGUUGCAAUACCUUGGUCAGACACUGGAGCGGAGAAGAAGGGCUUAGGUAGUGACAGUCUCCGGCAAAGUCCGCCGACACAGGACCACCUAGAGGCUACUUCCUGGAUCAGAGAUUCCGAACGGUUUUCUCUUGGUAAUUGGUUCUCCAUGGAUGGCUCAUGUAGAGGUGGAGCAACAUGGCCUGAGGAGAAACUUCCCCUAUGGGGUGCACCAGAACAUGAUCAUCACCAUCAUGACCAUCAGCAGCAGCAACAACACAACGAUGUCCAGAACCAUAAUCACCUAGCUCUUUCUGAGGCGUGGGGCUUAGUGAUUGCUACAGCAGGUUGGGAUGGAACAAUCAGGACAUUCCACAACUACGGAUUGCCAGUCAGGCUUUAGAUUUGCAUGGAUCACAUGGUGACUCAGAAUCAGGGGACGUAUAAAGUUGACAAUGUGAUAUGCAUGCAAUUGCGAGCAUUGUCAUUUGUCGAUGAAGGUCAUAUGCUAGGAAGCUAUGAAGUUUAGCAGAUGUAAAUGUGUCCAUGGUGUCUAGUUCUUGAUAUCAGCCUGUAUCUUCCUGUCCCAAGCAUAUUCAAAUUUGGGCAAAAGAUAAUCUAGUCUUUGCCCUCCUUUUUUAGUUUCUCGUUCAUUUAAGUCAUCAGGCUCGAGCAGCCCAGAUAGUGGAUGCUGGCCAUGAUAUUUUCAUUUUUCUGUGAGUAAUACCUAAUUUUUGACAAACAGAAAGGAGAAAUACAGAAGGUGAUUCAAAGAAAUGGCAUUGAAUUCUUGUGCUACUCUCUGCUUCCA